Molecule: messenger RNA, 946 nt
Organism: Mytilinidion resinicola
Lineage: Eukaryota; Fungi; Ascomycota; Dothideomycetes; Mytilinidiales; Mytilinidiaceae
Exons: 3
Source: RefSeq, a predicted model, not a curated record
AUUGAGACCAUGGACAGCAAAAGGAAGCCCAUCCGUCUCUUGGCAGUCUGCCUCGCGAUAUGCCUGCUUCCUGUUAUCUACCUCUUCUUCGGCGUCGACUGGAGUGUGGCCUCGUUGCCCAGGAAAGACCCAGUUCUUGAGUCAGCAAAUUCGACUCUCGGGUUCGGCGCCGUCAUAGCCGUUUCCCAUGCGAAAUCGUCGCGUCGGAAAGAUCUCAUCUUCGCAGCCAACCUGACCGGCAUCGAUCUCACAAUCCCUGACCAGCCGGUCUGGACCGACCGGGAUCUCCGCAGCUUUCGAUCGCCGGAGAAUUCUCGAAUUGGCAAGGGUUCGGCUCUAGCCUGGAUGGGACAUUUGUAUGCCCUGAAAUGGUUCCUCAGCACCCCCCUCAGCACCGCCAUAAUCCUCGAAGACGACGUCGACUGGAGCAUCCACCUCCGCCGCACCCAAAUCCCCCUCGCCGCCGCCGCCCUCCGCGCCCUCCUCUCCCCCAACACCACCUCCACCUACUGGGGCCCGCUCACCUGGGAGCUGCUCCACCUCGGCCACUGCGGCGACUUCCUAGCCAGCCCCUACGACAACCCCUCCUUAGCCCCCUACCUCGCUAACGCCCCUAGCCACACCUACAGCACCUACCACGACCCCACCCUCCCGCCUCGCAGCCGCCUACGGCCUCAGACCGCGGAGUUUCUGGGUGCUCUCCCCGAGCAGACGCGCCUGCUGCACCCCUCCCGCUGGCCCCUCUGCACCUUCGGCUACGCCGUCACGCGCGCCUCGGCCGCCCGCCUGCUCGAGACGUACGGCACCGAGGGGCCGGGCGGGUGCCAGGCCUACGACGUGCGGAUACUCGAGGCGUGCAGGGACCACGGGUGGGGCUGCUGGAGCGUGAAUCCAGAGCUGCUGCACCAUGUUGAGGGCGGCAGUGAGAUCGCGGGGGUCGAUGCGG